CGUUUCAACUGAGAAUAAUUGAAAAGAUAUUAAAAAAUGAACGUAGCAAAAAAAAUAAAUGUCAACUUUUCAUCUUUAGUGGGUUUAAAAGCAGAACUUUUACGAAAACAAACAGAAGUAAAAGAAGCUAAGGCACAUAUCGAAACUACUCAAACUACAAAACUUAAACGUAAGAUAAAGCAAGUAAAAAAUGAUCAUAAAAAUACUGCUAAAGAAUUAACCGAUGUAGAAGAUAUAAAUGCUCACAAAAAGUCUAAGCUUGUUUUAGAAGCUAAAGCUAGAUUAUAUACGAAGUUGAAAAAGUCUAAGAAUAGUAAUGAAAAUUUUCUAGUUGACUUUACUAAUAAAUCGGAUGAAUCUGAAGAAGAAAUCCUGAAAGAGGACGAUUAUGAUGACAGGUUUGUGGAUCCUGAUGAUAGCUGGGUUGAGUAUGAAGAUUGUUUUGGCCGUACUAGAAAAUGUUUAGCUAAAGAUCUACCACUAAUGCGUGAAAAAGAUGAAUUAUUGAAACAAGAAAUUACAAAGAAACACAUGCAACAAAAUGUGUCUAAUACCGAAGAGACACAGAUAAAAGAACCUGAAAUAGAUAUUAUGAGAAGAAAAUGGGAGGAACAAACGCAAAAGCUUGCAGAAAAAGCAGAUAUACAUUAUCAAGAUAUUUUAUUUGAUGAAGCUCGUGCGCAUGGUGUCGGAUAUUAUGCUUUUUCACAAGACGAAGAAGAAAGAGCCAAACAACAAGAAAAUUUAACUAACUUAAGAAGGGAUACUGAACAAAAACAAAAGCAUAUAAAAGAACUAAAAGAUUUGAAAGAGAAAAUGGAACAAAAUAGAUUAAAAGCAGCAAAAAUUAGACAAAGAAUUAGAGCAGGUUUACCUGCUGAACCUGAAGAAAACUUACAAGAUGAUUCUACUAAUACUACUAACAUUUCUAAUGAUAUAAAUACUGUGAACAAUAUUUCUUCGGUACAAGAAAAUAAAGUAUCUAAAGAUGAUCUGCAUAAUCAGGACAGUAAUGUGGAUAAAAAGAAAACAAAAGAACAAAAAAUAAAAGUAUUAGAAGAAGUCCUAGAAAAUCAAAGAAUUUGGCGGGAAAUGUCUCAAGAGGAAUGGGUACAUAAAUGUAGAAAAGAAAGAAAUUUAGAAUUUGCACCUGCUUACAAUGAUGAAAUCUUAAAUUCAAAUUUCAUAAAAAUUACACAGACUAAUAAUACUAUAGUAUCUGAUCAAGCCUCAAAUCAAACUAAUUCUUUGAUGUUUUCUAAUAUAUCAUCUACCAAUAAAAAUACCUCAGUGGAUAACUCAAGUGAUUCUAUAAAUGUGUCAAAGCAAAUAUGUCCUGAUAUUAAUGAUCAACAAAAUGAUUCAUUGACAGAACAACAGUUGCUUGACACAAACACAAGUGUUCCUUUAAUUACAUAUCCACAUAUAUAUUAUAGAGGAAACGAUACUUCAGUAAAAACUUCAAAAUAUAAUAGUAAUCCCAAGGAUAAUCAGCCUAGCCAAAGUAUUAAUAAUGUAUUAAAUAAAACUAUAAAUGAGGAAAAAAUAGCAGCUGGUCUUAGAUACCUUAGAGAAAAAUAUGAACAAAGUCAAAACCAUUAAUUUAAUAUUUGCAUUAUUUAGAACACUGUACAUAUUAAAAUUAUGUAAGC
Vespa mandarinia (Asian giant hornet) is the source of this 1652-nucleotide messenger RNA. Its product is annotated as coiled-coil domain-containing protein 174. Gene Ontology annotation, cellular component: nucleus. The record is from RefSeq and is a predicted model, not a curated record. NCBI's taxonomy places the organism in Eukaryota, Metazoa, Arthropoda, Insecta, Hymenoptera, Vespidae.